Ochotona curzoniae (black-lipped pika) is the source of this 1926-nucleotide messenger RNA. It is a transcript of the gene CUNH6orf47, whose product is annotated as chromosome unknown C6orf47 homolog. The transcript has 2 exons. The record is from RefSeq and is a predicted model, not a curated record. NCBI's taxonomy places the organism in Eukaryota, Metazoa, Chordata, Mammalia, Lagomorpha, Ochotonidae. The coding region runs from base 224 to 1096 and encodes 290 amino acids.
CUUCCGGGCUCCGCGGCUCCGGUGGCUCCGCGAGGCCGCGGCUGCGGCGCUGGGCCCAGGGCGGCCCCCACACAGUGUCUGGACGCCUGGGUUCCCAGGAGGACGCAAUUUCCCAGCAAAUACUUGUUCUGAGCUUGAACAGACUGGUUGCCCAGAGGACCCUGAGAUUCUAAGUAGUGGCAAGACUUGCCCCCAGGAUUUGGAGGCUCCUAACACAGCAGCCAUGUUUCUGCGUCGGCUUGGCGGUUGGCUGCCUCGCCCCUGGGGCCGUCGGAAACCAACAAAGCCUGACUCGGAGGUGCCAGAACCCAGGUGGGUGGACAGCUCUUCUGAGAACUCGGGCAGCGAUUGGGACAGUGCUCCAGAAACCUUGGGAGAUGGGGGGCCUCCCAAGGCCAAAGCCCCAGGGAUGCUGCGGAGCUCUGAAGCAACACCAGAACCAAGCAAGGAGCUCCACGCGGAGCACCUGGGGAGCAAAGGAAUGGAGUCCCUCAAGUGGAACACGGCUGUCUCCAGCACACAAGAGUCAGAGCGGCGAGAAGUUGGAGGGACUUUGGGAAUAGAGCCUGUGGAUGCGGGAAGCAACAGGAGACCUGGGGUGUCCGCUGAAGAGGGACUGAAUGUUGCUGGGCCUGAAGCUGCAGUGGAGAGGCCCAGUCGGCACCAGAAGCUGCUGGGUUGGCUGCAGGGGGAGCCAGGGAGUUCCCCACGGUACCUGGGAGGCCCAGAAGAGUGUCUGCAGAUCUCCACCAACCUGACCCUGCACCUAUUGGAGCUGCUAGCCUCAGCCCUGCUGGCAGUGUGCUCCCGGCCACUACGGGCAGCCCUGGAUGCGCUGGGCCUACGUGGACCACUGGGCCUCUGGCUCCAUGGGCUGUUGUCAUUCCUGGCUGCCCUGCAUGGGCUCCAUGCUGUGCUGAGCCUCCUCACCGCCCAUCCCCUGCACUUUGCCUGUCUCUUUGGCCUCUUACAGGCCCUGGUGCUGGCUGUCAGCCUCCGGGAGCCCAGUGGAGAUGAGGAGGCCACUGACUUGGAGGGUGAGGGGUCAGAGAGGAAGGAUGAAGAGCAAAGGGGAGACACAGGCAAGAGGCUGUGACUGUGGGCCGGGGCAAAGGAUAAACACAGAGUGCCAUUUAGUAGGUAUGUGUGUGUAUGUGGGCGGGGGAUUGCAAGGACAGGGACCUCAGGAAUGGGGAGGAGACCAUAGAGCAUGUGGGCUCAGGGCCCCUCGUCACAUGCACAGGAGAGAACAGAGCUAUUUGGAGUCUGUGUUUAUGGGUAGCGGGGCCAUCACCCUUGGAUUCACCAGCUGUCGUUACUUUUUUGCUUUUACAUUUCUCCCACUUUGUUGGUUUUUUUUUUUGUUUUUGUGGUUGUUUUUCACCUCCACUUUUUAAAAGCCAAAAAAAAAAGUGUCAUGGGUGAAGAAUAAAGACCAAUGGUCCUUUCUACUUUUUAACUCCCUAGUGGAGGAGGCCAGAGGCAGAACAGAAUUCUACAUAAAGAGGCUGGCUUGGGUCUUAGGAUCUGAGCCAGCUAGGGAAUAGUGGGGCUGCUGAGCCCGAGGGCUGGAGGGGACAAGGCCCCUAGGUGACAGAAUCUGGUAUUCACGGAGCCACAGGGAAUAGAGAUAGUGGAAGCGGUAUUGACCAGAGGGAGAGCUCACAGAGACACUGGGGAAAGUGCUGGUGUUUGUCAUCACCACUUAGCAAUAAAUGACUGUGUCACACUAAAUCCUAAAUACACCACUACAAAAUAAGUUACCCCCAAUCAAGUGUCCUUUCUGACGCCGUCCAACUGCGGGGUUAGGUGGCAGAGGGGCUGGCAGGAAUACUGAAAUAUAAGGUGUGGGACUGAAGAGUGGAGACGAACACAGCGAAGAGGUGAGGACGGAAACUUUAUUAUUCUUGAAAGGCAGCUGGGAGU